GAUAGGUAGAAUAAGUAUUGUAUGGGAAAUCUAGUAUUUGUUAAGUUAUCCGAUCUCGAUGGAUUUCUUGGCCCUUGAAGUGCGGGCCUACUAAUAUCGGAAUUGUGAAUGCCGCCAAAAAUGUGCUUCUCAUUGUCUUGUGAAUUGUAGGAGGGCACACUGCGAAUAAAACGUCAACCACGACCGCGCGUACGCCAGGCGCACGCCGCCCUUGAAGUAUCCCUCUCUUCGGACCUACGCGUGUGGGGUAGUCGUUUAAGGCAACUCCAUAUGAAGCAAGACAACUCCUUUUAUUCGCAGCCCUAGGGACCUGCAAGGGCAACUUGCGCUGGAGGACGACUUGGCGACCAGCUAGAGAGUUGCCAGGAGCAUUCCCGUACCAGUAGAGGAGUCGCAGACAGCGACAUAGAGGAGCGCAGACAGCGCGGAACACUGGGUACGCAGCAUUCCCCCAAGAGGAGUUCGCGGCUGAGAGGAGGGGACGCCACCCCUACAGCAGCGCGAGCGGAUCCGCAGCCAGCGAGUAGUGGAGCAGAAAACCGGCCGCGGCGGCGGACAUUUCUAGCCCAGCCACUACGGUGACUACAGUAGCGUCCCAACUCAGGAGUACUGCUGUCACAGCUGCGAGUUCAGAGCCGGAGAUGUGCCAGCCCCUCACGUCGGACCUUUUGAAAAGGAUUGCGGCUUUGGAGGAGGAGCUGAAGCAGGUUAAAACCCUGAACGGUGACAUCAAGGAGAUGUUCCACCAAGUGCUGAUCCGACCCUAGGAUCGGUGUUCCCAACGAUUCCUUUGGAGAGAUGGCAACGACGAUCGAGACCCGGAUUUGUACGAGAUGAACGUAAUGACGUUUGGAGCAGCCUGCUCGCCGAGCGCUGCGCAUUACGUAAAGACGGUGAAUGCCCUGAAGUUUCGGGAUUCAGAUCCGAGGGCAGUCAAAGCCAUCACUACGUCGAUGACUAUGUGGACAGUUUCGCUACAGAGAGCGAAGCUAUCAGUGUAUCUACCCGAGUUAAGGAGAUACACGCGGAGGCUGGAUUCGAAUUAUGCCAGUUUUCAUCAAGCUCACCCAUCGUUGAAGCGGCGUUGGGACCACCUGGACAAGUCAAGAGCGUCGAAUGGGGUGAGGCUUCAGAUUCAACGUGGAGUAUCACCGAGUGCCAAGUAGCGUUCUAAGUGGAGAUCGAGUCCCUACAAAGAGGGAGUAUUUGAGCUUGCCGAUGAGAACGAUGUCGACCCCAAGGUUGAAGCUGCAGGCAGCGGUUCUUGGAACCAGACUGAUGAACACAGUCAAGGAGGAACAUAAUGUGGACAUCAGCGAGACGGUUUUGUGGACGGACUCAAAGACGGUGCUGAGAUGGAUGACAGAACCCACCGCCGGUACAAGCAGCUUGUCGGCAACCGAGUGGAGGAGAUCUUGGAGUCGUCGAAGGUUUCCCAGUGGCGAUGGAUACCUACAGCUGACAACGCAGCGGAUGAUGCGACGCGGUCGCAGAAUAAGGCGGACCUUAGCGCGGUAUCACGUUGGCUAAGCGGAUCCGCAUUUUUGAGGCAGCCUGUGAGCGGCUGACCGGCGCCUGAGGAGGAAACUAAGCGUGUUCCAGAUGCGCCUGAUGAAGAAGAGAUGCCCAGUGAGUUUGCAUUGGUGGCCGCCAAUAAUAAUUUCGUCAUUCCGUUCCAGAAAUUCUCGAGCUUCAGUCGCCUGGUGAUGACCACAGCAUGGGUCUUGAGGUUUGCGCGUUGGUGUCGCAAGCAAAGAAGCGAGCUCGAGGAGUAUGGACUCACUGCAACGGAGUGUGAGGCUGCGGAGAACCUGUUAGUUAGAGAGGCCCAAUUGGAAUCUUUUCCCGACGAGAUGAGGUCGGCGGAAUGCGGAAAAAACGUCGCAAGCUCGAGUGAGAUUCGAGGUCUGGCGCCUUACAUGGAUGAACACGGAGUUCUGCGAGUUUAUGGUAGAGUUGAUGCCGCACUGUCCAUGCCCUACAGUGCGAAGAGGCCCGUAAUACUGUCACACAGGCACAGUCUUACGGAAUUAAUCGUCAGGCACUUUCACGCCCAGAUGAAGCAUCAAAACGUGGAUGCGACGAUUGCUCAUAUAAGGACGAGAUUCUGGGUCACGAAGAUGAGACGAGUGUUGAAGGAAGUAAUCUCGUCGUGCAACGAGUGCAAGUUGCAACGAACGCGGCCGAUGCCGCCGAUAUGGGACCCCUUCCAGAGGAUCGACUGAAAGCAGGGGGAAUGGCCAUUCAAGUACACCGGAUUGGAUUACUUUGGGCCACUGCUGGUGACUGUAUCCCGUCACAGAGAGAAGCGUUGGGUCGCCUUGUUUACGUGCUUGACGACAAGGGCGAUUCAUAUGGAGCUGGCGCAUGACCUGUUGACGGAUUCCUGCAUAAUAGCGAUCAGGAACUUCAUCUGCCGUAGAGGACCAGUAUAUAGACUGCGGAGUGAUAACGGCAAGAAUUUCGUGGGAGCUGACAGAGAGGCCAGGCGAUUUGGAGACGUGUUCGAGAUGGAGAGGAUACAGAGUGAGUUGUCCAGCAGAAGCAUUGAAUGGGUUUUCAGUUGCCCAUCGAACCCGUCUGAGGGCGGAGUAUGGGAGCGGAUGGUGCAGUGCGUCAAACGAGUGCUGCGCCAUACCCUGAAGGAAGUCGCGCCGAGGGAUCAUGUGUUGGAGAGUUUCCUGAUCGAGGCGGAGAAUGUAGUCAACUCGCGUCCGCUCACACACUUGCCGGUGGUUGCGGACCAAGAGACGCCGUUGACGCCAAACGAUCUGCUCAAGGGAGCAGCUAACCUACCGAAUACGCCUGGAUUGGAUGCGGAGCUGCCCAAGGAGGGUUCUACGCGAAAGCAGUGGAGGAUUGCUCGCAUGCUGCGAGACCGUUUCUGGAGGAGGUGGGUCCUGGAGUACCUGCCUACGCUUGUGCGCUGCGAGAAGUGGUGACGAAGAACGGAACCCAUCCGCCAGGGCGAUAUGGUCUUCGUCUGCGAUCCUGCCAUGCCCAGACGAGAGUGGCGCAAGGGCAUCGUGGAAGAGGUCUACAGCGGAGCUGAUGGAGUCGUCAGACGCGCCACAGUGCGCGUGAACGACAAUGGCCUAUCUCGGACAAUGUUGCGGCCCAUCUCGAAACUUGCAGUUUUGGAUUUGAGUGAAGCGGUUCUUCACGGGGUCGGGGAUGUCACAUUGUAGUCGAUAGGUAGAAUAAGUAUUGUAUGGGAAUCUAGUAUUUGUUAAGUUAUCCGAUCUCGUUGGAUUUCAUGGCCCUUGAAGUGCGGGCCUACUAAUAUCGGUAUUGUGAAUGCCGCCAAAAAUGUGCUUCUCAUUGUCUUGUGAAUUGUAGGAGGGCACACUGCGGUAAGAUUAAGUUAAGCUUGAAAUGUAUGAGACUGAUUUGAAUUGUUGAAAUUUCGCGGGCCACAUAUUUUCGAUUAUCAAUUUGUUUGUUUUGGUAUGUUGGUACACUUUUCCCGAACAUCUGUACCAAGUUUGAAGUUUAUAUCAUUCUUUGUUUGGUUGUUAGAGGGAAAAUAUGUAUGAAAAUAUUCAAAAAAGGGAAGUUGCUGGGCACAAUGGGUGGAAUUCAAUAACCUAUUAGUAGGUCCCAAAAUUUAUGGAAAGAUUGCUAGAAGCGCUUAAUAAACGUUAUUAACACUAA
Messenger RNA from Drosophila biarmipes, 3654 nucleotides. RefSeq lists its product as uncharacterized. The transcript is spliced from 2 exons. Lineage: Eukaryota; Metazoa; Arthropoda; Insecta; Diptera; Drosophilidae. Gene Ontology annotation, biological process: DNA integration. Gene Ontology annotation, molecular function: nucleic acid binding. The record is from RefSeq and is a predicted model, not a curated record. The coding region runs from base 1623 to 2225 and encodes 200 amino acids.